AUGAUUGCUAAGGACCACGGCAACUACAACUUUGGUUAUGAUAUUGUUGAUCCUUACGGGGCCAAAAAUUUCAGGAAAGAGCAAGGUGACGGCUACGGAAACAAGGUUGGUUCCUACGGUCUCCACGACAUUGAUGGCCGAGUACGACUUGUAAAUUACGUAGCUGAUGGUCGUGGUUUCCACGUUAAAGUCCAGUCGAACGAGCCUGGAGUUUCCGGUCAAGAUUCAGCUUACGCUAUCUAUAAUGGUCGUGACCACGGAGGUCAUGGCGGUGGGGUGAUCCAUGCAGGCGGAUUACGUAUUGCUCAUGCUCCAGUCGUGGCCAAAGUGCCCGUAGCUGUUGGAGGCUAUGGUUAUGGCCAUGGGCCAGCCACUGGUCACGGAGGUUACGGAUAUGGUCAUUAA
Molecule: messenger RNA, 405 nt
Organism: Limulus polyphemus (Atlantic horseshoe crab)
Lineage: Eukaryota; Metazoa; Arthropoda; Merostomata; Xiphosura; Limulidae
Product: cuticle protein 14-like
Exons: 2
Coding region: 1-405 (134 amino acids)
Cellular component (GO): chitin-based extracellular matrix
Molecular function (GO): structural constituent of chitin-based larval cuticle
Source: RefSeq, a predicted model, not a curated record